This is a messenger RNA of Trichoderma harzianum CBS 226.95, 465 nucleotides long. RefSeq lists its product as hypothetical. The record is from RefSeq and is a predicted model, not a curated record. Lineage: Eukaryota; Fungi; Ascomycota; Sordariomycetes; Hypocreales; Hypocreaceae. The transcript has a single exon. Bases 114 to 389 code for a protein of 91 amino acids.
ACCGGGGUUUGCUCCGGAUGAGGCGAGCAGCUUGUACACUACUAUACGCACAAGAGCACCUUGCAACGGCAAGCGAAUGCAGGAGAUCAGCAUGUGGUUGGUUUUGAUACCCAAUGGAAAAGGGGAGGGGCUCAAAGAUGGAGAGAUGCAAAGCCCCUCUCAGACGAGGUAAAACAUGCAUCGGUCUUACAAAAGGGAAACCAAAAAAAUUCACACAAGACACACCGGACGAGAAGGUUGUCGCAUUUGUUCCAUGGAUUCUGGGGGAGUUUUUGUUUUGUUCCGGUGUAAUUUUUCACCCUGUUCUUUUUUCAUUUAAUCCUUCUUUAGUAUCUUUUUUUUCUUCUCUUUUUCUCUCAUCCCUCUUCUGCUUCAUAUCAGGCGUUUAAAGAGGGAGGGGCCAGGGUUUACUCUAUUACAGAGCAAGGUUGGCCAGGCAGGGUUAUAGGGAGUGUAUAGUCUACG